This is a messenger RNA of Solea senegalensis (Senegalese sole), 2691 nucleotides long. Its product is annotated as transforming growth factor beta-3 proprotein-like. NCBI's taxonomy places the organism in Eukaryota, Metazoa, Chordata, Actinopteri, Pleuronectiformes, Soleidae. The record is from RefSeq and is a predicted model, not a curated record. The transcript is spliced from 7 exons. Gene Ontology annotation, biological process: transforming growth factor beta receptor signaling pathway; regulation of cell population proliferation; BMP signaling pathway. Gene Ontology annotation, cellular component: extracellular region. Gene Ontology annotation, molecular function: type II transforming growth factor beta receptor binding; cytokine activity; type III transforming growth factor beta receptor binding. The coding region runs from base 494 to 1714 and encodes 406 amino acids.
CGUCCGCGAGGCCACAGCGAGCGCUCAAAGUCGUAUAUACCUCGUGAACCUGACAGCCUGCGGUCCGCAUCCUCACGCGCAGACAACUCAAUUAAAGAGGCUGGAGGUUUUUAAUGUGAAGGAAAGCGAGGAGAGACGCGUCAAACUGCGGGACGAGCGUGAACCCACAGGACUGCGCACAAGAAUGCAAAAGACAAGUCCGCUUCUCUCCACAGUGACAUUUGUGCUGGAUACUUUUCAUAUAUGUGGGAGACUUUCUUCUGCUCGGGACUCUGAAUCGGUUCAUGUCUAAUGGGCGAAAACACACUUGGAUUUCUGCUGACAGUAACAGGGACUGCCAAGAGAAAACGAAUGAAGUGAGGAGUCCCCCACCCCCCCACCCCAUCAACAGCUCCGAAAAAGCCAAAUCAGCUCAAACUGCAGGCAAAGUGACACCAAGCCGAGUCUGCACCUUUCUGCCGAACUCUAACCCGAACCAAAUGCGGAGAGAAAGAUGCAUUUGGGCAAAGCUUUACUGUUCGUCCUCCUCCUCAACUGCGCAACUCUGAGCUCCUGCCUGUCAACUUGUGCCACAGUGGACAUCGACCACGUCAAAAGGAAGCGGGUCGAGGCGAUACGAGGUCAGAUUCUGAGCAAACUGCGACUGACGAAUCCUCCACACUCCCUCGGACCGAAUAAAAUCCCUUAUCAAAUCCAAGCAUUGUAUAACAGCACCAAGGAGCUCCUGGAGCAGCUCGGGAGGGACCGGCAGCAGAGCUGCGGUCAGGACAACACAGAGACAGAGUACUAUGCCAAAGAGAUAUACAAAUUCGACAUGGUCACGCCAGAGAGCAACGAUGUGCACUACUGCCUAAAAGGCAGCACCUCCAAGGUUUUCCGCUUCAACGUCUCUGCCAUGGAAAGGAACUCGACCAACCUUUUCAGAGCCGAGUUUCGAGCUCUGCGGGUGCCAAACUUCAAUGCCAAGAGGAAUGAACAGAGGAUUGAGCUCUACCAGAUCGUGAAGCCAAACGAACACAUCACAAAGCAGCGCUACAUUGCGGCUAAGAACGUGCUGACCAGAGGAACUCCAGAGUGGAUCACCUUCGACGUGACCGACACUGUGAGGGAGUGGCUGAUGAACAGAGGAACUAACAUGGGCUUGGAAAUCAGCGUGCACUGCCCCUGCCACACCUUCAACCCAAACGGUGACAUCAUUGAUAAUGAGAAGGAGGUGCUGGAGGUGAAGUUCAAAGGCGUGGAUGAAGACGACGAGCAGAGUCGCUGGGAUCUGGAUCAACAGAAGAAGAAAAAGGAGCAGGUCCUGCCGCACCUCAUCCUCAUGAUGAUUCCCCCUCACCGCCUGGACACUCAGCACACGCGCCGACGCAAGAGAGCACUGGAUACAAAAUACUGUUUCUCAAACACAGAGGAGAGCUGCUGCGUUCGCAAGCUUCACAUCGAUUUUCGCCGGGACUUGGACUGGAAGUGGAUCCAUGAGCCGAGUGGGUAUGAUGCCAACUACUGCUCUGGGCCCUGCCCUUACCUAAGGAGCUCAGAUACAACACACAGCUCGUUGCUGAGCCUGUACAACACUCUGAAUCCAGAGGCAUCGGCCGCCCCCUGCUGUGUUCCCCAAGACCUGGAACCUCUCACUAUACUCUACUACUCUGGACGAACCCCCAAAGUGGAGCAGCUCUCCAACAUGAUUGUCAAGUCCUGCAAGUGUAGCUGAGAAAGACACUGACAGGCAGCAGUAGUAGUGUGGCUUGAUUGAACUAGGUACUGACCGAAACCCAUGCUCGUUGACCUUUGGACUCUUAGCUGUGACAAAUACUUAAACUGACCCUGUGGACUCGUGGCUUAAAUCUGAAAACCACUCUGGAGGUAAAACUUCUUUUUUUUGAUUUUCUUAAAACUUGAGGUCAUCCAUUUCUUCUCUUUGUGUAUUUUCUUUUCUAAAUGACUCGUAGUUAUUUUGACCAAACAGUCUUACAAAUCAAGGUAUGAUCUUAAAAUAUUGUCGUCUAGAUUUGUGAAAAUGGACCAUGCACUUAAAGCUAGAUUAAAUAUAAUAAACCUACCAACGACUGACAGAGACUUACUCUGUGCUCUAUUUGCUGCAUCAGAUAUUCCACAAAGUUCAAGUCUACACAUUCAGUAGAGCAGCUUUUCCUGUUUCUAGCCUCGGAACGGUUUUGUUAAUAGUCACAAAUAUAGAUGGUGCUCUCCUGAACGACUCAAGAGUCCUUUCAGGCUGGAUUCUUCCUUAGGCUUGCCUUAAGCUCCCUUCCCUUCAAAGAGUGGGCAUUAUCUUCAAUCACAAAAGGAGAAAGGACAGACUUGCUGCUGUAUCCAAAGCCAUAGCUGUGGUCAGGGAAAAGGAGAGCGGAGAGAAAGAACGCCUGUAGGAUUUGCAAUGGAAAGUGAAUGAACAAAGAAGUUGAGCCAAGCUUUUUUUUUUUUUUUUGGCCAGCCAGCAGCAAUGGCCCUUUUUUCAGUGCAUCUAAUAUAAUGGGUGGAGAAAGACGACGAAGAAGAAGAAGAAGAAGAAGAAGAAGGAGAAGGAGAAGAAGGAGGAGGAGGAGGAGAAGAAGAAGGGACCUGUAUGCAAGGGAGGAACAGUGAUGGAAAGUAGCCAUGAGCACACUGCCUGCCAUUCACUGGAAGUUUUUAUCCCUAACAGGUUCAGAUUAUUUUUGGGACAUCAAA